AGGAAAAUGCACUAAAUAGGCUACACUUCAAAAUUGAUUUUAAAGUGACAAACUAAAUUACUCUGCAUUCAGAAAUCAUUUUUAUAAAGAUGUCUUUCUCUAUUUGUCUUUUCUAUCUGAUUGGCCGUCUACAACAGGAAGUGAAUAGCCAUUAGGCAAUAUUUUAUAAGCAUUCAAAUGAUGAGGUAACAAGAACGUCAAAAAAAGGAUUAAGAGUUAUUGGGAAGCAAAAUGAAGCAAAUGUUGUAUCUCCUACAUCCAGUACUUUGGGUACUACCGAUGGUGGUUCUAAUGCUUACAGAAAAAGAAACCUUCAAGUGUUCAUCAAACCACAACUGCACCUGCUAUAAACGUGAAGAUUCUGGAAUUGUCUUUGCAGACUGUUCAAACCUGAAACUACAAUCUGCGCCAUUAUUCAAUGAUGAGGUAACCGGGAUAAUUCUCACACAUAACAACAUUUCAGAAUUUCCGGUUUCUCUUCCGCAGAAUAUUCGGUACCUUGAUAUAUCAAGGAACGCUAUAGAAACUAUAAACGAAACGUCGUUAUCAAACUACAAGGCCUUACACAAUAUCAGUCUCUCCGCCAAUAGACUAAAGUCCAUCGAACUAGGAUCCUUUUUAAAUUCAAGAUAUCUUACCCAUCUGGAUGUUUCUAAUAAUCAGGAACUGACUCUUGAAGUUUUGGUUAAUAUUUCACAUGACAUUAGUUAUUCCACGUCAAUUCGUGUUCUAAACUUGGAAAGUGUUCAAUGCACGUAUGGUGUGAGUUUCAUAAUUUGGAAAUACCACAUUUCGGAUUUAAAGACCACUCAACUGGAGCAGCUUAACUUAGCUUCCAACCGUAUAAACAGCUUGGAAUUUGGAGUAUUAUCAACAUUACCAAAAUCCCUAAAACAUCUUAACUUAGCUAACAAUGUUCUGAGUUUUGGAUUUUAUAUUUUAGAAUUUGGAAGUUUGCAUAGCUUGAUCACUAUGAAUGUUAGUUUUCAAUCUAAAUUCCACCAACUUAAAUACAAGGACUUUUUCAAUGUAUGUAAUGAUUCACGUACACGACAAAUAGGUAAUUAUGGGAGUUCACAUUCAAUUGUUACAGAUUCAAACAAAACAAAAAUAAGUCUUGUUUCGUCUACUGUCCGUCUAUACAUUCCACCUAGCUUGGAAAUCUUUUACUUUCACGAUAACAUGUAUAAAAUGACUCUUGAGAAAUUCGCCUUCUCAUCAAAAGGCCCACCAAAGAUUACGCAUCUGUAUUUUCAAAACAACAUCAUUUAUCAGUUAAAUGGUCCAAUUUCGGGCGCAAACAGUGUCCGAUAUAUGGAUUUAUCGAACAAUUUCUGCAAUAUCAUCUCUGAUUAUUUUUUUGACGACCUUAAAAAUCUGUCUUACCUUGAUUUAUCCCAGAACGUUUUAGGAAAAGUUUUAGAAGAUGACAACAGUGGGAACACUUUUCGAAAUCUUGUCAAUUUGACAACUUUGAACUUAAGAAGCAACCGAAUCUUUCGACUGCCUCCAGCCAUUUUUCGUAAUCUCAAUCAACUUGAAACUCUUGUUAUAAGUGAUAACUCUUUAAGUGAGUUUUCUGUACCAAUAGGAAACAUGCAACGCCUAAAGCGACUUGACCUCUCAAAUAAUCAGUUAUUAUUCUUGGAUGAAAAAACACGAAAUGCAAUCGAUUCCUUGUCACGAAAGAAAAUAUUACACGUGAAUGUAACAGGUAAUAGAUUAGCAUGUAUUUGUGAGCAAUUGGAAUUCUUAAAAUGGAUGGCUAAAUCUAAAAAUGUGAAGUUCAUGCAAUUUGAUGAUUAUCUUUGUACCUUUAGGAAUUCUUUUAAAGCUAAUUUUUCAGGUAUUGACAACUUGGUUCAAGUUAUGGAAAAACAUUGUGCCUCAUACAUAGUUACUAUUGUAAUACUGACGUCAUUGAUAUUUAUCACCUUGACAACAAUCUUUGGUCGCAUUCUUUAUAGAUACAGAUGGAAACUUAGGUAUAUGUACUACGUAGCAAGGGAAAAAUAUCGAGAUAAUGUUGAAAAUUUAGAUGGGACGACUGGCAGCUCGUUUCAUUUUGAUGCCUUUGUAUCAUAUGCCGAGAAAGACAGACGUUUUGUGAUUAAACUCGUGAAGCAGCUCGAAAAAGAGCACAAUCUGAAACUGUGUAUACACCAUCGUGACUUUAUUCCUGGAACAGGUAUUGCUGAAAACAUCACUAACGCCAUUCAUAACAGCAGACGAACUGUGACUAUUAUGACGUCACACUUUUUGGAUUCCUAUUUGUGCAUGUUCGAGUUAAAUAUGGCACGCAUGGAGGCUAUUUAUUCUCGAAACGGUGAAAAUAUUCUAAUUUUAGUGGUCUUAGAAAAACUUGCAAUUGCAAAUCUUCCAUUUUCUUUUAUUGAUCUCAUUGAAAGCAAUUCUUACCAAGAGUUUCCAGAAAACGGGGAUGAUAGUGAAGAAUCAGCUUUCCGCUUGAAGCUUGCUGCAACGUUAAAGUCCCGUGAAGGCGACUUUAGGACCUCAUCUUCGAAUGGAGCUGCAUGAGAUUAAACAAGUAUUCGGUUUAAGGAAAUGACUGGCAUGUAAUAUUGAUUAAUGGUCAGCUCUGUUAAUGUAAUGUAAUGCAACUUAAAGCAUUUAGAUAUAUGCAAUAAUCAUUAUAAAUAAGAUAUAUU
This is a messenger RNA of Magallana angulata, 2669 nucleotides long. Its product is annotated as toll-like receptor 4. NCBI's taxonomy places the organism in Eukaryota, Metazoa, Mollusca, Bivalvia, Ostreida, Ostreidae. The transcript has 2 exons. Bases 232 to 2538 code for a protein of 768 amino acids. Gene Ontology annotation, cellular component: membrane. Gene Ontology annotation, biological process: immune response; toll-like receptor signaling pathway. The record is from RefSeq and is a predicted model, not a curated record. Gene Ontology annotation, molecular function: transmembrane signaling receptor activity; protein binding.